Molecule: messenger RNA, 1650 nt
Organism: Umbelopsis ramanniana AG
Lineage: Eukaryota; Fungi; Mucoromycota; Umbelopsidomycetes; Umbelopsidales; Umbelopsidaceae
Exons: 3
Coding region: 1-1650 (549 amino acids)
Biological process (GO): fatty acid metabolic process
Molecular function (GO): medium-chain fatty acid-CoA ligase activity
Source: RefSeq, a predicted model, not a curated record
AUGUCUAGUUCAACAGGUCUUCCAAAGGCUACUUCCUUCCACCAAGUCAUUGCAUAUCGAGCUCAGGAAUUACCAGACCAUACUUGGUUUUACUAUCCUGAACCCGCCAAUGCUGCACAUUACAGGUCGCUGACAUUCAAGGACACUGAUAUGUUAUUGGAUCAUUUGGCUGCUCAGUAUGAAAAAUUAUUACCAAUAGCGGACAGUAGCACUGUCAGUAAGACUGCACCAGCGUCUAUACCUCAACCUCCUUUGGUCACUGCUACGCUAUGUUCCAGCAACGUCCAGCUGUUGCUGACUGGUCUUGCUGUACAGCGAUUGCAGCAUGCUUAUGCACACAUCAGUCCUUUGAACUCAGAUGCUGGUAUUGUAUCGCUAAUGAAAAGCGUAGAUGCCAAGGUCUUGAUCGCCGAUAAUGUGUUCUAUGAGCGCGCCGCAAGUCUGGCUGCACAAGUAGAAGGUAUCCACAUUGUUCGCAUGAUUAAAUUUGAUCCCGUCGAUGAACUGAAGAAAGAUCUCAAGACAUUUGCCUACGAUAAAACUAAGGAUGAAGGAAGCUACUGCUCCGCCAUCCUACAUACCUCAGGUACCACUAGUUCUACUCCCAAGCCAAUCUGGCACACAAACAAGUCUUUCUUAGAAGGUCUACCAUUAGUCAUUCGUAAAACUACGCUAGCCUUAGGACUCUUCUAUCAUGGAAUGGCAGGAGCCGUAGCUCUUAUGGCUGCCCAAAUGGCUGGAUCUAUGGCAAUACCAUUGGCCAAAGAUUGUAAUCAUAGGACUCUUCCUGAAGUUUUCAAUAGCUUAAAGGCUCUCCAGAACGUUGACCGUCUUAUGAUUUAUCCCAUUCUUGCUGAAACGAUUUUGGAAAUAUAUGGCCAAACAAAUGGCCCUGAGAUUGAGUAUUUACGUAGACUGGAGUCCGUAGAGGUUUGGGGAGGCAAGCUAUCCAGCGAAGUUGCACGUGCACUACUGGACUUAGGAAUCAACGUUAGAACCGUCUUUGCAAGUACUGAAGUAGGAUUAUUCCCGCUCCGAAAUGAACCGACUGAGGAGCAUUGGGACUCAUUUGUUUCCAAAAACGACUACCAUUGCAAAUGGGAACACAUCGAAGGAGACCAAUAUGAACUUCUGAUUAAUGAUCCUCCCGUUCUUGGUCUGAACCUCGGUGUUCCCCAGGGCGGCGUAUUCCGUACCAACGACGUGUUUGAGGAAUAUCCUUCCAAGUCUGGAAAAUACGUCUAUAUUGGUCGACGAGACCUGAUGUUGAUCCACUCUAAUGGUAUCAAUACUAAUCCUGUUCCCUGGGAAAAUGCCCUUCGACCUCUCGAAGAAAUUGAAGAAUGCCAGCUUGUUGGUCAUGGUCGCCGUGGACCCGGUCUUUUGAUCGAACUGAACUGGAGUAAGGUUGAGGACGAAGAAAAGGCUCGAGCUACCAUCUGGGCAGCUAUAGAGGAAUAUAAUAAAACUGUUCUGGUAUCGUCAAGAGUGCAACACCAAGAGGCUAUGUUCAUCCUACCUAGAGGAUCUCAUCUUGAACGAAGCGAUAAAGAAACCGUUAAACGUGGUGUUAACAUCAAGAAAUUCGAACAGGAGAUCAAUCAAGGCUAUCAGAACUGGAAUAGGGCCGCUCCUUUUGCCAAGGUAUAG